UACAUAUGGAAAAUGUCUCAAAUCUUUAUCUGUUGGUUACUGGUUACGACAGAUGAUCACAUUUGCAACAGUUCAUUAACAGUUUGAUUGGUUUAAAUCGCUUACGCUGCAAUGGUUGGGGUAAGAAAAAGCAUAAAUUUUCUUCCAAAGUUAGAAAAAAUGGCUUCUCGAUUCAUCUUCCAUAAAAACCCAGCCAGAAGAGUCGUAACAAUCCACUCUACCCCGCCAUUAAUGGCUUCUUUUCCUUCAUCUCCCUUUUUCAUAUCCCUCCUCUUUCUCCUCCUCCUCCUCCUCCCCUUUCAUUCCGACGCCAAUCUUCACAAAACCACCCUCCGACGACCGGAUCUGCUUUACGACUCCGACCUCGCAACAAUCGCCAACCAUUCUACUCCACCGACCGUCUUCUUCGAAGUCACCAAACCCAUUGACACGCCCAAGGCCAAACCCUGCUCUCUCCUCGUUCUUCACCGAGGAAGGCAAUUCGAUCGAAUCUUCGGCGUUUGGCUUAGCGGUGUUGAGAUUCUUCGUAGCUGCACGGCGGAGCCUAGGGCUACGGGGAUCGUUUGGACAGUUCAGAAGGACAUUACGAGGUAUUAUUCGUUGCUCUUGAAGAAUCAAACUCUGGCUGUUUAUUUAGGUAACAUUAUCGAUAAGACAUACACUGGAAUAUACCAUGUGAAAGUUCAUAUCCAUUUUUAUCCUGAAGAGAAUGAUUAUGGUGAUAAUAUACUGUCUUCUCCAAAAUUUGCGUCUGGCUAUGAUUCUGAUUCUAGGGCUGAUUUAAUCGUACCUAUUUCCCGGAAUUUGCCACUGAAUGAUGGAUUAUGGUUUCAUGUUAAGAAUUCAACUGAUGUUCAGUUGAAGAACUUUGAAAUUCCCCAAAAUGUUUACAGGGCUGUGUUGGAAGUUUAUGUGUCUUUUCAUGAAAACGAUGAGUUCUGGUACUCAAAUCUUCCAAAUGAUUACAUUACCACAAACAAUCUCACUGAUUCACCUGGAAAUGGACCUUUUAGGGAGGUUUUAGUUAGUCUUGAUGAUGAGAUUGUUGGAGCCAUUUGGCCUUUUACUGUUAUCUUUACAGGAGGUGUGAAUCCCCUUCUUUGGAGGCCAAUAUCUGGAAUUGGUUCCUUCAAUCUACCCUCUUAUGACAUAGAACUCACACCAUUUUUAGGCCAUUUGUUAGAUGGAAAGCUUCACACCUUUGGAUUCAGUGUCACACAUGGUUUAAAUGUAUGGUACAUCAAUGCAGACCUUCAUCUUUGGUUGGAUGAACACACUGCAAAAACCGAAGGAAAGCUCUUGAAUCACGUUGUCUCACCCUGUUCCGUUUCGAUGAAUUCAAACUUUACAGGUCUAGACGGAGCGUUUUUGACAAAGGUAACCCGAUCGGUAUCGUCAAGUGGAUGGGUGAAAUCGUCUCUUGGAAUUGUCACAACUGAAACAAACCAAGAUCUUAGAUAUAGUAACUCAAUGGUGAUGGGAAAUGAUGGGAACAGCCAGAUUGUGAACCAGGAGAUUCAAUUCAAUUGUAGUGUUCAUGCCAAGAAGAAAUCUUCUGUUGUUUAUUCAUUCAAAUCUCUGAAAACUUUCCCUCUUUACAUGUACUCUGACAUCAAAGAUGGAGGAAAUGGAAGUUAUGAAUCAUUAGCUAACUUGACAUUGGGAUUCAAUGAGAAGAAGAGUGAUGGGGUAGGAUCAUUUAUGAGCUCUGUCAAGAAUGUUCAAAAUGGGCAGGGGAGAAUGGUGGUGAAGGGCCAUUUGGUGGCAAGUGGGUUGGGAAGUACGCAGCAGGAUUACAGAUUCCAUGGUGAUGAACACUGUUAUUCCAGGAACAUAAGCAGCUCAAACUACAUCAUUGUUUAUGAUGAUGUGAAGAAAAUCUGUGGCAAGAAGAAAAUGGAAUCAGCUGGAGGUUUUAGGUUUAGAAGAUGGCCGAUUCCUGGUUCUUUAGAUUCAAAUUUCCAUGGCAAUGGUGGACGUUUACAAUGAUGUUCAUGGUAUCUACUGAAUGUUUAAGCUGUUGUGUCAGUUCUUCAGGGAUUCCUGCAUGCCUGUAAUUCAAAUAAAACUGCUCUCCCCUCUUCCCUUUUAUUCAA
Molecule: messenger RNA, 2096 nt
Organism: Cucurbita maxima (winter squash)
Lineage: Eukaryota; Viridiplantae; Streptophyta; Magnoliopsida; Cucurbitales; Cucurbitaceae
Product: peptide-N4-(N-acetyl-beta-glucosaminyl)asparagine amidase A
Cellular component (GO): vacuole
Source: RefSeq, a predicted model, not a curated record